UUUUUGGUUAACUCGCGGGAAUGAAGUGAAAGUAGGACGAAUGAAGUGUCUCAACUGUUCAAAACAGCUAUUGAUUGAAGAUGACAGAUACAGAAAUUUCUCCUUCAAAGUCUAAAGUACAUCUAUACUACAAAAACGGAUCAUUGAUGCCCUUUGAGGAAGAUGCCUAUCACGAGUUCAAAGGUCACAGAGACAUCAGUAAAGAAGAUUGUCCACCAUGGACCCAGGAUCGUAGGAGUUGCGAUCGGCCGUCUAGACGGGCAGUAUCUAGAGCCCUGAAUGCGUUUCUCAACACGGGUCGUGGUGGAACAUGCUAUCUGGGAGUGGUUGACAGUGGAGAGGUCAAAGGACUCAAGCUCACAGAAUACCAGAAGGAUCAUGUGGUGAGCAGUCUGGAUGACUUAAUGAGCAGGUACACUCCCCCAGUAAAACAGCAUCGCUACAAGAUCCGGUUUGUACCUGUGGUGGAUCAAGAUGCUACGGAGGAGGAGAUAAUACAGCACUGCUCCCAGGUCAACAGUGAUCUGAGCGUAAUUGAGGAGAGGCAGCGUCCCCAUCAGUUAAGAUCUCACACCUACUGUUGGUGCGACAGAGACUCUGUAGCCCAGUUUAACUGCGGUGUACUUCCCACUGACUAUGUUAUAGAGAUAACUAUCAAACCAUGGGACGGCUCUGACCCUCGUAACCAUGACGAUGGAUGUGGCUCUUUUGUGUGUCUCCACCCCUACCACGAGGAUGAGGAGGGCUGUGUCUACUUCCGACGGCAGGCCAGUUUAGUCAAAUACACAAUGACUGAGAUAGCUAUGUUGACAAAACAAGAAGCGAGAGAGAAUUGUGAGGCGACCAUAAAAAGCUUAAGAGAAGAAAUAUCACUCCUCAAAGUAGCUCAACAAAAGGCAGGGGAUGGUUGAUCAUUUGUACAACUGAUAUGUUGAUACAGCGAAAUUAAAUGAUGGCUAGUGUAACUAUUGUCAAAAACAGUAUGAUGGUCAGUGUGACCAGUACUAGAAAACGGAACGAUGAAUACGAAUGUACAAGAAAACGGAUCGAUGAAAACGGAUGUACAAGAAAACGGAUCGAUGAAAACGGAUGUACAAGAAAACGAAACGGUGAAAACGGAACGAUGAAAACGGAUGUACAAGAAAACGGAACGAUGAAAACGGAUGUACAAGAAAAUGGAACGAUUGUUAAUCUGACCAAAGUCAGAAAAUAGGAUGAUAGAGUUGUGACUGAUACCAGAAAACGAAGAUACCGAAAAACAGAUGGAUGGCUAGUUUGACUGGUGCCAGAAAACAGAACGACACAAGUCUGAGCAAUGUCAAAAACUUGAAUUAUGCCUACUGUAGCCAGGGUCGAAGGUCAAACAUAGAGUGUGGUAUGGAAUAGUAAGCAGAAUUUCAAAGUUGAAUAUUUUGAUAAACUUCAAAGAAUAAUUGCAUAUUUUUGUUAAGGACUUUCAUCGUUGUUAGUUAUUCUAGAUGCUAAUGUUUUCGUGAAGGUUGAUGAUGUGGUACAACUAUACAGCAAGCUGAAGUGGCAAUGGAAGUAUCUUAUUAGGCAUUUUGUCAUGUUCUGUAAAAAUAAAAAUAAUACAAAACAAUUCAGAAAUACAUCGGACAUUUUUUAACCCAGCCUCCACUUCCAUGGUUGUCCCACUAUGAAGUCGGUGGUUUAGAGGACAAAUUGAUAUUAUUCUAUGGGAACUUAUCCUGGUGAUCCAGCUGUUAUUCUAUGGGAACUUAUCCUGGUGAUCCAGCUGUUAUUCUAUGGGAACUUGUCUUUGUGAUCCAGCUGUUAUUCUAUGGGAACUUGUCUUUGUGAUCCAGCUGUUAUUCUAUGGGAACUUGUCCUUGUGAUCCAGCUGUUAUUCUAUGGGAACUUGUCCUUGUGAUCCAGCUGUUAUUCUAUGGGAACUUGUCCUUGUGAUCCAGCUGUUAUUCUAUGGGAACUUGUCCUUGUGAUCCAGCUGUUAUUCUAUGGGAACUUGUCCUUGUGAUCCAGCUGUUAUUCUAUGGGAACUUGUCCUUGUGAUCCAGCUGUUAUUCUAUGGGAACUUGUCCUUGUGAUCCAGCUGUUAUUCUAUGGGAACUUGUCCUUGUGAUCCAGCUGUUAUUCUAUGGGAACUUGUCCUUGUGAUCCAGCUGUUAUUCUAUGGGAACUUGUCCUUGUGAUCCAGCUGUUAUUCUAUGGGAACUUGUCCUUGUGAUCCAGCUGUUAUUCUAUGGGAACUUGUCCUUGUGAUCCAGCUGUUAUUCUAUGGGAACUUGUCCUUGUGAUCCAGCUGUUAUUCUAUGGGAACUUGUCCUUGUGAUCCAGCUGUUAUUCUAUGGGAACUUGUCCUUGUGAUCCAGCUGUUAUUCUAUGGGAACUUGUCCUUGUGAUCCAGCUGUUAUUCUAUGGGAACUUGUCCUUGUGAUCCAGCUGUUAUUCUAUGGGAACUUGUCCUUGUGAUCCAGCUGUUAUUCUAUGGGAACUUGUCCUUGUGAUCCAGCUGUUAUUCUAUGGGAACUUGUCCUUGUGAUCCAGCUGUUAUUCUAUGGGAACUUGUCCUUGUGAUCCAGCUGUUAUUCUAUGGGAACUUGUCCUUGUGAUCCAGCUGUUAUUCUAUGGGAACUUGUCCUUGUGAUCCAGCUGUUAUUCUAUGGGAACUUGUCCUUGUGAUCCAGCUGUUAUUCUAUGGGAACUUGUCCUUGUGAUCCAGCUGUUAUUCUAUGGGAACUUGUCCUGGUGAUCCAGCUGUUAUUCUAUGGGAACUUGUCCUGGUGAUCCAGCUGUUAUUCUAUGGGAACUUGUCUUUGUGAUCCAGCUGUUAUUCUAUGGGAACUUGUCCUUGUGAUCCAGCUGUUAUUCUAUGGGAACUUGUCCUGGUGAUCCAGGAUUGAUCAACUUUUCUUUAGGUGUUGAAUAACUAGGCAUUUAAGAUGAUACCGUAUAUCAGGAAAUUUCACUGCAGUUUAAUUUUUCACCAUUUUUGUUGCACUCCGCAAUGAGAGUGAAUUCAUCAUUACAGGGAACAUAUGUUAACAACGUAAUCUGCAGAGUAAUAAAAUGUGACCACAAAAUUAACACUGGCAAACAUAGAUUAUUCUUCCAAAGGGCGAAAGUUUUGCUGGGUGAAAAUUCACUGGUAUUCGGUAUUAAGUAUAAUUUAGAAAUACUUUGGGAAGGAUUAGAUGUGAAAUGCUAGACGAUGUCGGCAAACUAAAAAGAAAUAUUUGUUUGUUGUUGGUUUUUGAAUGUUUUAGAAAUUAUCUUUGCGAAUCAUACCAAUAGGCAGGUGUGCUUGAAAAUAUGUUGCAGAAUAAUGUAUUAGUAAAAAUAUGAUUUAGCACCAAUUUUUGUUUUUUCGCAUAAAGACAAUUAUAGGUUGUGCUAUAAAUGGUAUGUAGGUCAUAUUGUAAGACAAGCUUUAAGAAUUUCAAAUCUAACCAACAAGUUCAGGAUAGAAAGUUGUGGAAUUUCUUUUAUAUACAGUGUACACACAAAAGUUAACAGCAAUACUAUGAUGUGUUUUCUUUGUAAAAGUGGUUAAAGUUGUACAAUAAAAUGAACAAU
Messenger RNA from Mizuhopecten yessoensis (Yesso scallop), 3555 nucleotides. RefSeq lists its product as uncharacterized. The record is from RefSeq and is a predicted model, not a curated record. NCBI's taxonomy places the organism in Eukaryota, Metazoa, Mollusca, Bivalvia, Pectinida, Pectinidae. The transcript has 8 exons. The coding region runs from base 81 to 911 and encodes 276 amino acids.